AAACCAAAACAAAAAGUCAAAAGUUACGCUAGCAGUGUUAUAAAACGAAAUGGCUGCCUCAACUACAAACGUGAAUAGCUGCUCCCUGGCUCUCUCGUGGUCGCGGCGGUUCGACAUAUUGCUCCCCAGAUCUCACGUCGGACCAAUUUCCAACACUCCCUUCUCUUCGCUCUCAGCUUUUAAUGCUACCACUAUUAGCUUUGGUUCGAGACCCAGAAAGACCGGAGUACUGAGCCGGGACGCCAAGCCACCGGCUGCCACUAUGGUGCUUGAGAACCCGGUCGUCUCCGAUAUCUGCGCCACCGGCUUGAGCGGUUGCAUUGCGCUAUCGAUACUUCGGUUCUGGGGAGAGACCGCCAAACGAGGGCUCUUCGACCAGAAGUUGAAUCGGAAGUUUGUGCAUGUAAGCAUCGGGCUGGUUUUCAUGCUUUGCUGGCCACUGUUCAGUUCUGGGCAUCGGGGGGCCAUUUUAGCAGCUCUUGUUCCGGGCAUCAAUAUCAUACGAAUGCUUGUCUUGGGACUUGGAAUAAUGAAAGAUGAGGCUAUAGUGAAGUCAAUGACCAGACACGGAGACUAUAGGGAACUUCUUAAGGGACCUCUCUACUAUGCUACAACAAUCACUUUGGCUUGUGUAAUUUAUUGGAGAACUUCCCCCAUUUCAAUUGCAGCAAUUUGUAACCUCUGUGCUGGGGAUGGUUUAGCUGACAUAAUUGGAAGGCGGUUUGGUAGUAAUAAAAUUCCCUACAACCGAAACAAGUCUUUAGCUGGUAGUGUAGCAAUGGUUUCUGCUGGGUUUUUGGCAUCUGUAGGGUAUAUGUACUAUUUCUCCUUAUUCGGAUUUGUUCGGGGAAGUUGGGAAAUGGUUUUGGGUUUUUUGGUUGUCUCUCUUGCCUCGGCACUGAUGGAAUCUCUCCCUAUAAGCACUGAGCUUGAUGACAACCUGACAGUUCCCUUGACUUCCAUAUUGGUGGGCACUCUUGUUUUCUGAUUCAGGAGUUAAGGAAAGCAAAAACUUGAUUAACAGAGGGGAGUGUUGGGACUGACCUGAUGUUGGUGUGGAUAAUGUAUUUGUUGUAUACUAAAAUUUUGGACAAUUUGAGGACAAGAGAGCCAACUCUUAUUAGUCUUGUAAAGAUUAAUUGUACCUGUAAGUUUAUCGGGCGCCUUCUCAGGAGCAGCCGGUUGUCUGGGGUUUGGGCAAGAAUCCUUUUUAUUUCAAAUAAAAUAAAUAGUAUCAAUUUCAUGGUUA
Molecule: messenger RNA, 1249 nt
Organism: Alnus glutinosa
Lineage: Eukaryota; Viridiplantae; Streptophyta; Magnoliopsida; Fagales; Betulaceae
Product: probable phytol kinase 3, chloroplastic
Exons: 6
Coding region: 50-988 (312 amino acids)
Molecular function (GO): kinase activity
Source: RefSeq, a predicted model, not a curated record